This is a messenger RNA of Urocitellus parryii (Arctic ground squirrel), 3394 nucleotides long. RefSeq names its product E74 like ETS transcription factor 2 (gene Elf2). Lineage: Eukaryota; Metazoa; Chordata; Mammalia; Rodentia; Sciuridae. The record is from RefSeq and is a predicted model, not a curated record. Gene Ontology annotation, biological process: regulation of transcription by RNA polymerase II; cell differentiation. Gene Ontology annotation, molecular function: sequence-specific DNA binding; DNA-binding transcription factor activity, RNA polymerase II-specific. Gene Ontology annotation, cellular component: nucleus.
GCACUGUCAGACUGCCCCAGUGCGGAGUCCCCUGAGGAGAAAGGCGGGAGUCCCGAGUUGGGGAUGGGGGUGACAGGCGGGCCCGCGGAGGGCUCCGAGAGUGGCGAGGGAGUGUGCGUGCCGUCCCGGCCGGCGGGGAGAAGCGGGCGGGAGCUGCAGGUGCACGCGCGGCCCCGCCGUCCCCACGCGCCUGCCCCGCGCGGCAGAGCCCCCGCAGCAGUCCGGGGUCGAAGCGGGGAGCCGAGAGCGUAGUUCAAAGAACUGCUGGUUCAGGUUUUAGCUCUUGCCAAGUUGUGAAAAUAGUGAAGGAUGCUUAGACUACUUAAUAUUCAAAUUGCUCUAUGGUUAAUCAUCUUUAGAAGACUGGAUUUCUGGAUAACUACUCUACUCCAUCUCUAUUGACUUUUAAAAUAUGAUAAUGCAAACUUAUAACAUUGGCAAUCAUCUGUGAACCUAUAAUUGCAUUGAUUCAUAGAAGUUGAAGCUUCCUCAGGGAGUAAACAAUGACAUCAGCAGUGGUUGACAAUGGAGGUUCUGUUUUGGAGCUUUCCAGCAAUGGAGUAGAAAAUCAAGAGGAAAGUGAAAAGGUUUCUGAAUACCCAGCAGUGAUUGUGGAGCCAGUACCAAGUGCCAGAUUAGAGCAGGGCUAUGCAGCCCAGGUUCUGGUUUAUGAUGAUGAGACUUAUAUGAUGCAAGAUGUGGCAGAAGAACAAGAAGUUGAGACCGAGAAUGUGGAAACAGUGGAAGCCUCAGUUCAUAGCAGUAAUGCACACUGUACAGAUAAGACGAUUGAAGCUGCUGAAGCCUUGCUUCAUAUGGAAUCUCCUACCUGCUUGAGGGAUGCAAGAAGUCCUGUGGAAGUGUUUGUUCCUCCUUGUGUAUCAACUCCAGAAUUUAUCCAUGCUGCUAUGAGGCCAGAUGUCAUUACAGAAACUGUAGUGGAGGUGUCGACUGAAGAAUCUGAACCAAUGGAUACCUCUCCUAUUCCUACGUCACCAGAGAGCCAUGAACCAAUGAAAAAGAAAAAAGUUGGCCGUAAACCAAAAACCCAGCAAUCACCAAUUUCCAAUGGGUCUCCUGAGUUAGGUAUCAAGAAGAAACCCAGAGAAGGAAAAGGAAACACAACCUAUUUGUGGGAGUUUCUUUUAGAUCUACUUCAAGAUAAAAAUACGUGUCCUCGAUAUAUUAAGUGGACUCAGAGAGAGAAGGGUAUAUUCAAGCUUGUGGAUUCAAAGGCUGUCUCUAAGCUUUGGGGAAAGCAUAAGAACAAACCGGACAUGAAUUAUGAAACUAUGGGACGAGCUUUAAGAUACUACUACCAACGGGGAAUUCUUGCAAAGGUUGAAGGUCAGAGGCUUGUGUAUCAGUUCAAGGAUAUGCCCAAAAACAUAGUGGUCAUAGAUGAUGACAAAAGUGAAACCUGCAAUGAAGAUUUAGCAGCAGCUGCUGAUGAGAAAUCAUUAGAACGAGUGUCACUGUCUGCAGAAAGUCUCCUGAAAGCAGCAACUUCUGUUCGUGGUGGAAAAAACUCUUCUCCUAUAAACUGCUCCAGAACAGAAAAAGGUGUAGCUAGAGUGGUGAAUAUCACUUCCCCUGCUCAUGAUGCCUCCUCCAGGUCUCCGACCACUACGGCUUCUGUAUCAGCAGCAACAGCUCCAAGGACAGUUCGUGUGGCAAUGCAAGUACCUGUUGUAAUGACAUCAUUGGGUCAGAAGAUUUCAACUGUGGCAGUUCAGUCAGUUAAUGCAGGUGCACCAUUAAUAACCAGCACUAGUCCAACAACAGCGACUUCUCCAAAGGUAGUCAUUCAGACAAUCCCUACUGUGAUGCCAGCCUCUGCUGAAAACGGAGACAAAAUCACCAUGCAGCCUGCCAAAAUCAUUACCAUCCCAGCUACACAGCUUGCACAGUGUCAACUGCAGACAAAGUCCAAUUUGACUGGAUCAGGAAGCAUUAACAUUGUUGGAACCCCAUUGGCUGUGAGAGCACUUACCCCUGUUUCAAUAGCCCAUGGCACACCUGUAAUGAGACUAUCAGUGCCCACUCAACAGGCAUCUGGCCAGACUCCUCCUCGAGUUAUCAGUGCGGUCAUAAAAGGGCCAGAGGUUAAAUCAGAAGCAGUAGUAAAAAAGCAGGAACAUGAUGUGAAAACUUUGCAGCUGGUAGAAGAAAAACCGGCAGAUGGAAAUAAGACAGUGACCCACGUGGUGGUUGUCAGCGCCCCUUCAGCUCUCGCCCUUCCGGUAACUAUGAAGACCGAAGGACUAGUGACAUGUGAGAAAUAAAGAGCAGUUCCACUGUGGACUUUUAGACUGUUAGUGGUAGUACUGACAUAAAUGUUUGCAAGGGAAGUCAUCAAGAAAAGUCAAAGGAAGACUUUAAAACAUUUUUAAUGCUUAUAAGAAAACAAUCAAACUUACUGGAAAUAAAUUACCUAUCCCAUGUUUCAGUGGGAAAUGAACUACACAUUGAGAUGCUGACAGAAAACUGCCUCUUACAGUAGGAAACAACAGCCCAGCAAUAAGGAAAAGGAUUGAAAGGGACCAAGCAGCUCACUACAAUAUCAAGUUACACUAAGACUUGGAACACUAACAUCUGUAAGAGGCUAUAUAGUUUUCAGUGGGGAGGGAUUGGGAUGGGUGAUCUCAUUGUUACAUAGAGCAAUUUUUGAUGCAUUUUAUAUGCAUACCAGCAAUUAUUACUGUGUUCGCACAGUACUCACUUAACUGGUGCUAUGUGAAGACUCUGCUAAUAUAGGUAUUAUAGAAUGUGAAUUGAAGAAUGGAUGGAUCCAAAAGCUUCAGAAAGAGGAUAGCAAAAAAGAUCUAGUGCGACUUUUUUUUUUUUUUUUUUUUUUAUCAUAUAGCUUAAGCUGAUUUAAAACAAAGGCCUUAGACUAAUUUUCGGUUUUCUUUCUUGAAAUAAGCUAAUGGCUUGUUUGUGUAAAGCUUUUUUAUUAAAAGAAAAAUUUUAAAAAUCUUGUACCUAGCACAGUAUUGUUAUAGAAUUUACAUGUAACAUUUUAUAUGGUAGUUUUAAGUCUGUCAKUUUCUUAAUUGUGGACAAAUUAACAGUUGGCUCUCUGGCCUUUUGCUGUAACAUGCCUGUGUCAUUCACUCAGCCCUGGUAUCUGUGCAGACACGUCAGUUUCAGUUCUACUGUCACUUGAAAGUUCAGGCGCAGCAUGAAUUUUUGUCGGGUAGCUCUAGUACCUGGCAUUUGUUUUCUUUCUUUUUCUUUUUUUUUUUCCUUAUUUCUUUUACUUUUUCUUUCUUUUUUAGUUAAAAGUUUAAGAGGGAAAGUACCAGUGUUCAGAUUUGAACUAUAAUAGUUUGUAUAUUCAACAUUUGAAGUAUAUUCUAUUUUGUUGUACUCUUGUUUCAAAGUGUAUUCA